GAUUGAAGACUGCGACACUGUCAGGUCAGAAGACUUCAGGGGUGGAGCCCUGGAGCAUAUAAAAGGAGCUGCGUGCCCGACAUGAGGGAAGCACAUCGGGGAUGGAGAAGAGAGAAGAGCGGGGCUUAGAAGAGCUGAGGAGAGCUGCUCGGCAGGGUGAAGCAGCAGCCUGGAAAUGCCCCUGAAGACUUCCAUCAGCGGGGAAUGGUGGACAGCUCCAGCGGUCAAGCUCUCAGUGUGCAGCACGGCUCACAGUGUCCAGACCCUGGGAGCUGCGUGAAGCAGCUCAGGUCUGCAACCUCUGGCGUGCGGCCAGAGACACGGCGCACAGGCCGGUGCACAGAGCAGGAUGUUUGGAGCGCUUGGGCACCAAGCCCGGAGCGAGGCUGGGAGCUCGGUGCAGAAAGCGCUGCAUGGAGGUCCGGGAGUGGGCCGAGCCUGGUGCUGCACGAGGCAGCCCAGGCCUCUGACCCAUAGCAAAAUGUUGAGUCCAGGGAGACAGACAGUGACCGGGCUACUGAGCCAGCAGACAGGGCCGAGCCAGAGGCCCCAGAAGCCCUGCAUAGCGGGGCCCUGUUCCAGGGGACAGCGACCCCCAAACCCACCUCAGGCAAGAGGGCAGCUUGGGGCAGAGGAUGAGGACCACCCUCCAGGCCUGGGAGCCGUGAGUUUCGGGAAAAGAGGAUUCCCACAGGGGAGGGGAGUCCCCCCGGUUAGCUAAGGGCUCCUGAAAGUGGAGGUCCCGCUGGGAGGGCCCCCCUGAAGUUACCAGCUUCCUUGAAGGUCUUGGGAAAAGUGCGAGGGCAUUGGGGUUUCCCCUUGGGAUUAAGUUUAUCUUUGGGAUUAUUGCUGCGUAAGUGGUGUGACGUUGUGCCUUAUAUUUUGUGAACUCUCGCGUUUGUAAAAGAGUAGAUAAGUGGAGUCCUAGGGCUCCGCUGGGCCCCCGGUGCUAUUGUUUCACCUGUUGUUUACUUGUAUUUUUGUUUAUUUGUGUUUUUCUUUCAUUGUAUUAUUUGUGCCUGAUUUAUUGCUCACCGAGACUGAGCUGUAGUUUAUCUGUUAGCUACCUAUGUUUAGUGUGGGGUUUAUCUCUUUCAGAUCAGAUACUUCCCUGUGACUUACCUGUAUCUGGAGCACUGGUGUAAGGUUUUAUGGCAUUUACCCAGAGGGUAUUGUGUAUGUUAUUUGUUUAGAUAUCUUAUAUAUAGAGAGAGAACAUAUGCUUAUAUCCACGUUUCUUUCCCUUGUGCUAAGUUAAUGUAAAUACAUGUGUACAUAGUUAGUCCCCUGACUGGCCCGGCCUGGUGCUAUAGGGACGGAGGGAGACUGAGCGGUCUGCAGUUCCCCCACAGCACACCUGCCAGCUAACAAGCCCCUUCAAUUGGAGAAGGGGAGGAUAUACCCAAGUACACCUGUGCUGCACAGGCAUUGACUUCACAAUCCUUGGAAGUUUCCCAGACAGACCCUCCUGCAAGCCUGAGCAUAAAGGCGCCCCCCCAAAUUUGCCAGCCCCCUUUCACAAAUCACUUGUGCUGUUGACCAUGAACCGCUUCGCUAGGUCUCAGAAAGCCAAGGCCAGCAGCAUGGAGCAGGCAGGCCAGGAGGCUGGUACCUCCAACGCCCAUGGACCCAGCUGGAGCUGGGAAGAACUGGAGGACUUAAUUGACAUUUGGUGGGAGCAAAGGAUCCUAGACAGGCUGGAAAGCAGGAGGAAUAAGCCUGUUUAUGUCAAGAUGGCAAAAGGCGUGCAGACGCGAGAGCUGGUGCAAGAUCAAGUCACUGAGAUCAGCGCUUUACAAAGCCAAAGAUGCGAACUCUUGUUCUGGGGCAGGCUGCACAAUUGCCCGCUUCUAUGACAAGUUGCCCAUCGCUCUGUCCAAGGAUGUGGGCAACACCUUGGAUUUGGAGGCUUUCAGCACCAGGGUUGGGCUGGAGGAGGAGGAGGCGGCGGCAGCGGCGGUGGCAGGCCCUCCUGAGAGUGAAACCAUCAGCAUGUCUCGGCUGUACGGAGACUGCUCCCUGCUCCAUGAUGACCAUGAGUGGCAGGAAGCACCGUCAGUCACCUUACACUUAGUGCCACUUAGCCCCUCUGGUCCACGGGGCAGCACGAAUGAUGAAGCGGAGGAGGUGGAGGGUCAGGAAGAAACCCACGCAGCCGAUGCAUCAUGUACUGUUCCCGAGACCCAAGAACAUGCUGGACCAUUCACCAUGACCCAUAGCCACUGGGAACGGCGCCCCGCUCGCACUUCAGCAGAGCACUGCAAGCAAAGACGGUCCUGCGAACCCUCGCUCAAGGCUUUGGCAGAGUCCUUAGUAGCCAGAGCAUGUGAAGCUGCCUGGUGGGACGAACUCCGUGAGUCCCAGCAUAAGGAGGUUGCCAUCCUCGAGGAAGGGCGAGACACCAUGCAGAAUUUAAAGGACGUGGUCGAGGAGUCCCGUGCUGAAUUAGAGGUCACAGGACACUUUCAAGGAUACCUUUCAGAGUGUGCAGAACUACCUGAAUAAAUGGGUACGACGCCCAAAAAGGAAAA
Messenger RNA from Alligator mississippiensis (American alligator), 2531 nucleotides. RefSeq lists its product as uncharacterized. The coding region runs from base 1726 to 2505 and encodes 259 amino acids. Lineage: Eukaryota; Metazoa; Chordata; Crocodylia; Alligatoridae. The transcript has 2 exons. The record is from RefSeq and is a predicted model, not a curated record.